AUGAGCGACGAGGACGAAACUUUAAAUUUUUCUGCUGCUAGAUUGGCUCAAAAUGAUGACAUCAAACCUUCGUCGAUAGGUGAGGAUCGGAUGGCCAGUCUACGGUCUAUCUUCCACAACCAGAUGCUCUUCCCUUCACCUUUACUAGCAUCAGGAAUGAUGACGCCUCACUUGGCUGCAGCUCUUGCUUUUUCCAUGAAUCAGCAACGAAUGAAUCAGAGCUCAUCACCACCUUUCGAUCCAACCACUAUUUCUGUGAAUUCGUUUCCGGCGCGAUCAGCAAACAGCCAAACCUCUUCUGAAUCUCCUCCAAUGGCAUCAUCCCCGACACUCAGCUGUGCUGUUUGUGGCGAUGUAAGCAGCGGCAAGCACUAUGGCAUCCUCGCUUGCAAUGGUUGUUCAGGGUUCUUCAAACGUUCAGUUCGACGACGGUUAAUAUACAGGUGUCAAGCUGGUACUGGCUCUUGUGUAGUCGACAAAGCGCAUAGAAAUCAGUGCCAAGUAUGCUGUCUCAAGAAGUUCUUCCUCGAUGUGGUUUGGCUCUUUCUGACUACUUCAGGUGGAAUAUCUCGUCUCAUAAUCAAAAGAGAGAAGAGUUCAGUUUCCCUAUUGGCAUCUCCAGCAUGA
Auanema sp. JU1783 is the source of this 627-nucleotide messenger RNA. Lineage: Eukaryota; Metazoa; Nematoda; Chromadorea; Rhabditida; Rhabditidae. The record is from the annotation of a GenBank genome assembly.